AGGAAGGCAAGCAGGCAGGCAGCCCGCCAGCUCUCUGGUCGGAAUUCCCUUCUGAAGGGUGAAAUGUGAUCUCUCCCAGAGGGGCCGGAGAGGCGGGGAUUCCUUGGCGGUGCCAGAUCCCGAGAGGGAGCGAGGGAGAGAAAGAGAGAGAGAGAGAAAGAGAGCGCUCGCCUUCGUUGCUGCUGCUGCCGCCGCCGCCGCUCGCUCCGAUCCUCCCCUUGUCCCCACCAGACAGGAGCCGCGGCGGGCAAGAUGCGCAAACAACCGCCCGGCCAACAAGAGCAUCUCUACAAGCUGCUGGUGAUCGGCGACCUGGGCGUGGGCAAGACCAGCAUUAUCAAGCGCUACGUCCACCACAACUUCUCCCCGCACUACCGCGCCACCAUCGGCGUGGACUUCGCCCUCAAAGUCCUCAGCUGGGACUCGGGAACGGUGGUGCGCCUCCAGCUUUGGGAUAUCGCUGGACCGGGAUACCUUCGAGACCGCCUUCUGCCGCCGAUUGCCUCCCAACGACCUGUGCGCUCCCACAGAGUGGGCCUCCUCAGGGUGCCGUCGACCAAACAAUGUAGGUUGGCGGCCCCCAGGGGGAGGGCCUUCUCUGUGGCGGCACCAGCCCUGUGGAACGAGCUCCCUCCAGGAUUACGACAACUACCCGACCUCCGGACCUUCAGACGGGAACUGAAGACUAUUGUUUCAGCGUGCAGGACUAGCCUAAGAUAAAAGGUUUUAGCAUAUUUUAAUGGGGUUUUUAUAGGUUUUUUAUUUUUUAGUGACCAGGCCAUGAUAUUAUCUAGUUUUAAUUGGGUUUUAAUGUGUAUUUAUUGUACUGUUUUAAUAUGCCUGUGAACCGCCCUGAGUCCUACGGGAGAUGGUGCGGUAUAUAAGUUCGAUUAAUAAAAUAAAAUAAAAUAAAAUAAAUAAAUAUAUACUGUUGUGACAAAUAAAUAAAUGAGGACCCAGAUUGUUGGGGGCAAUAAAAGUUGACUUUGUAUAUAAUAUACAAAUGAAUGAAGACUAUUGCUUAACACAGUGUAAGCCGCCCUGAGUCUUCGGAGAAGGGCGGGAUAUAAAUUUAAAAAAAAAAAGAAUUUUAUCCCCAGUUUUUAUGGAGUUGCACUGAAAAGAAGCAGAAAGUUAUUUUACUUUGGAAGAAUUGCUGCUGCUGCUGCUGCCAUUAGCAAAUUUGCAGUGACAAUUUAGCGAGUCGGUGUCUGUACAAAGC
Molecule: messenger RNA, 1222 nt
Organism: Ahaetulla prasina
Lineage: Eukaryota; Metazoa; Chordata; Lepidosauria; Squamata; Colubridae
Product: ras-related protein Rab-38-like
Exons: 2
Coding region: 253-720 (155 amino acids)
Biological process (GO): phagosome-lysosome fusion; endosome to lysosome transport
Cellular component (GO): late endosome; lysosome; phagocytic vesicle
Source: RefSeq, a predicted model, not a curated record